AUGGCGGCCACUUUGACAGCUCUCCACUCCUUACGGGUAGGCCGCCAGCAAAUCCCUCCCUGCGGCUUCCACCGCUCCACCACAGCCUCCGAAAUCAGCCAACACCUGACAAAAACCUGCGUCGCUGAGCCCCAAUGGACCUGCUCCAUCCAUAUACCCUCACCACCAGUUUCACUCCACCACGCACGCGAUAACCCAGAGCGCUUUGACGCUGUAGUUUCAAGCAGGGAUUUCCUGGUUGUCCCUGCUGGGGUGGCCCGUGGACUGCUGCACGAUAAUGAGGCUGGGGUUAAGACGGUUGGUGCAUAUCCAAUGGGGAAACUGUGGAAUAUGUGCUAUGGAGAUGAAGAGGAAUGA
Molecule: messenger RNA, 357 nt
Organism: Histoplasma capsulatum G186AR
Lineage: Eukaryota; Fungi; Ascomycota; Eurotiomycetes; Onygenales; Ajellomycetaceae
Product: cupin domain-containing protein
Exons: 3
Coding region: 1-357 (118 amino acids)
Source: RefSeq, a predicted model, not a curated record